Molecule: messenger RNA, 1137 nt
Organism: Mesorhabditis belari
Lineage: Eukaryota; Metazoa; Nematoda; Chromadorea; Rhabditida; Rhabditidae
Source: the annotation of a GenBank genome assembly
AUGUCGGAGACUGCUGGAAAGACGAUCACUUGCCGUGCCGCUGUUGCCUGGGAGGCGAAGAAGCCAUUAUCAAUCGAAACGAUCGAGGUGGCCCCACCAAAAGCGCACGAGGUUCGCAUCAAAGUGCUCUUCAACGCCGUUUGCCACACCGAUGCAUACACUUUGGAUGGACACGACCCAGAGGGAAUCUUCCCCGUCGUUCUCGGGCACGAAGGAGCCGGAAUCGUGGAAAGUGUUGGUGAGGGCGUGGAGGGAUUUGCUCCUGGUGACCACGUGAUCCCGUUGUACGUCCCUCAAUGCAAAGAGUGCAAGUUCUGCAAGAAUCCGAAGACAAAUCUUUGCCAAAAGAUUCGAAUCACUCAAGGGAACGGCGUCAUGCCGGAUGGAACUUCGCGAUUCACUUGCAAGGGAAAGCAAAUUUACCACUUUAUGGGAACAAGCACUUUCAGCGAGUACACAGUGGUUGCCGAUAUCUCUUUGGCCAAAGUUGAUCAAAAGGCACCACUCGAUAAGGUGUGUCUUUUGGGAUGCGGUGUUUCGACAGGAUAUGGAGCUGUUUUGAACACAUGCAAAGUAGAAAAGGGAUCAACGGUAGCCGUUUGGGGACUCGGUGCAGUGGGAUUGGCUGUGAUCAUGGGUGCGAAAAUUGUUGGAGCUUCUCGAAUUGUGGCCAUUGACACGAAUGCAACAAAGUUCGAGACUGCUCGCCAAUUUGGUGCCACUGAGUGUGUCAAUCCGAAAGACUGUGGCGGAGAUAAAAGUUUCCAAGCAUGGCUUGUUGACACGUUUGAUGGCGGCUUUGACUACACUUUUGAAUGUAUCGGCAACGUGAAUACAAUGCGACAAGCGUUGGAGGCGGCACACAAAGGAUGGGGAGUCUCGUGUAUUAUUGGAGUUGCGGGCGCUGGACAAGAGAUCGCGACACGACCCUUUCAAUUGGUGACUGGACGCUCGUGGAAAGGCUCGGCUUUUGGUGGAUGGAAAUCGGUGGAAUCCGUCCCAAAGCUCGUUCACGAGUACAUGGAAAAGAAGAUCGAAUUGGACUCGUUUGUCACGCACAGUUUCCCCCUCGAUCGCGUAAAUGAAGCUUUCGAUGUGAUGCACAAAGGAGAGAGUCUCCGCUCUGUGAUUCAAUUU